AUGCUCCUCCGGUUAGUCCUCCUGUCCCUGCUGCUCAUGCUUCUUGUGUGCGUCAACCAAGUCCACUCGGUGAAGGGCUGUGUCACUUACGUGACGGGUGAUGACUACAACGAAAAGGCCAGCAUUUGUGAUAGAUUUGAUACCCAUUUCACUCGUAUCCCUCCGACCCUGCCUAGAGAGGUUGUUCGACUCACAAUCAACCAUCAGAGCAUAGAGGUUCUCGAUAAGCGCCAUCUAGAACACCUACCUAAUCUGACCUACCUAGAUUUGGAUUCGAACGGACUAUCAGUUAUAAGGCGAGACGCUUUCCUUCCAGUCCCAAAUCUUCGGGAACUCAGUCUUCGAUUUAAUAACCUUACCCUUGCCGUUGAUUCCUUUCAUCCUAAUGCGCUGACCAGUGCCAACACCCUAGAGGCGCUAAACCUCAUGCGAAAUCCCAUUGGCAGAGUGCCAGCACACUACUUCUACCCCAUGCGAAAUAAAUUGCGUUCUCUGGUUCUAGCUGGAGCCAGCCUGGACUUCCAUAUCUCUACCGAGGCCUUGGAAGGUCUAUUCAAACUGGAGGUUCUGGAUCUUUCAUACAACAAUCUUGAAACCCUCCCCAGCACCUUUAAUGGGCUAUUUACUACAAUGCAGUUGAAACAGCUUUUCCUAUUUGGCAAUCCAUGGCGCUGCGACUGCACGUUGCGAUGGUUACGAGAGUGGAUGGAUCGACACAACACCACCCAGUAUUACAUCGACCCCAGAGGGGUUGAUGCAAGUGGCUAUGUGAUCGACCCACUGCUGCCGAUGGAACCAGGGUCCAUGGAGAACGCUGCCUAUCCCAAGUGUGCAUUUCCACCCCGCCUAGCUGGACGUGCGUUAUUCCCCGUUCUGACUGUACAAAACAACCCAAUCGUUUCCUCUGAAAUGGCUUGUCCUCCUCGACCAAAACGAACCUCUUUUAUUGUUCGUGGAAAGGUGGGUGAGAAUAUCACCCUCACGUGUGAUUUUGAUGCUUCUUCUGUGGAUGAGGUGCUGUGGUAUAAGAAUGGGAAUCCCAUUGUCUCUACUUCACGAGUACGAGUAAGACAGGUUUAUCAUGGUCAAGUUGCUGUGGAAUUAUUUCUCUCGGGGAUCCACGAUUCUGAUGUUGGUACUUAUAUCUGUCUACUAAAAAAUGACUUUGGAAAGGCGAAUACAACUAUCACACUGAGCCUUGCUGAUUCAAAAUGGUUGCAGAGAGCAAACACUGAAGCAGGAUUCAUCGGCUGGCUGGAUCAGUUCAGCUCAAACACGGUGCUCAAGUACUCUAGCAUUGCAGCAGUUGUUAUAGUGAUCCUUCUCAUUGCUGUGGGAACAAUCCUCUACUGUUUCUGUCGAAGGUCACCCAAAAAUGUUGCUAAAGCGUUAGCCAAUAAACCGCAUUCUAAGACGUCCUUCACUGAGUUGGCACCGUUGAAUGGACUCCAUUCGGUGACCACAGAUGGAACUAUCAACUGCCGACGGUUACAACCUCCACGAUAUUCACCGUCGCAUGACCUCACCUUCACUCAGCAUCAACAGCCCUACAUCCUCUCGUUUCAAGACAGUCAUCCUCUUUACUCCAUGGCUGAGCAUGGAGCUGCGGACCUUGCAGGUAGCUGCCCAGUUCAUGGAAUGCCUAAGUCCUCUUCCUCUUUCAUAUCUAGCGAAAAAUCCUUCGAUUCAGGCAGUCCAAUGUUUAACACUUUGGACAAAGGCAUGAAUGCUUAUGGUGGCCUUACCACAGUUCCAGUAUCACAUAUCCCCCAAAUGUUGGCAACACCGAUAACUUCGUCUUCAGUAGUGCUAAUGGGGGAGCUAGAGUCUGGGACCAAUGUGCAGGCAGCGGACUACGUGCUCUGUCCCAGGCAUGGGAACGUGUUGGCUUCUCUGGGAUCUCCGCAGGGAAAUGGAAGCAGAGUGGAUUCCCAACUCAGUCCAGUAGUUCGGACUACAAAGACCAUCAAGCUAAACCCCUUUCCUCCUCCAUCGCGGAACUCGACGACACUCAAAACAAAGCAUGUGGAGUUUGCUGAUACCCCGAAUGCGACGACUGUGGGAGAGACGCACCCAGAAGUUGUACCAAUGACAACAACGGCGGUGAGCAACGGAGACAAGUCCUCAGGAUUCAUUACAACCCUCUAA
Molecule: messenger RNA, 2148 nt
Organism: Echinococcus granulosus
Lineage: Eukaryota; Metazoa; Platyhelminthes; Cestoda; Cyclophyllidea; Taeniidae
Product: Leucine-rich repeat transmembrane protein FLRT1
Exons: 1
Coding region: 1-2148 (715 amino acids)
Cellular component (GO): plasma membrane
Molecular function (GO): protein binding
Source: RefSeq, a predicted model, not a curated record